AUGCUAUCAAUUCUGCGAAAAGCACGUCUGAAGGACAAGGAGAUGCGGAUAUUGAUGCUGGGGCUGGACAAUGCAGGAAAGACGACCAUCGUCAAGAAAAUCAUGAAUGAGGAUGUCAACAGUGUCAGUCCGACUCUGGGUUUCAUUAUCAAGACAAUUGAUUACGACGGCUACAAAUUGAACAUCUGGGACGUGGGCGGCCAAAAGACGCUGCGAACAUAUUGGAAGAACUACUUCGAGAAGACAGACACGCUCAUCUGGGUCGUUGAUGCUACAGACCGUGAGCGGAUCGACGACUGCCGGCGUGAGCUAGAGGGGCUGUUGCUCGAGGAGCGGCUUAUGGGUGCAAGCUUGCUCGUGUUCAAGAACAAGAGCGACGUCUCGGGAGCCAUGACAGAAGACGAGGUUCGACAGGGCCUCCGGCUCGACGCUAUCAAAACGCACAAAUGGACCAUCAUGGCGUGCAGCGCGAUGACGGGCACGAACCUGCAUGAAGGGCUGCAGUGGGUGGUGCAGGACGCGAAAAGCAGGCUGUUCUUGUACUGA
Didymosphaeria variabile is the source of this 546-nucleotide messenger RNA. RefSeq lists its product as uncharacterized. Gene Ontology annotation, cellular component: cytoplasm; microtubule cytoskeleton. The transcript is spliced from 6 exons. Gene Ontology annotation, molecular function: GTPase activity; GTP binding. Gene Ontology annotation, biological process: protein folding. Bases 1 to 546 code for a protein of 181 amino acids. The record is from RefSeq and is a predicted model, not a curated record. NCBI's taxonomy places the organism in Eukaryota, Fungi, Ascomycota, Dothideomycetes, Pleosporales, Didymosphaeriaceae.